AUGACGUCCGCACAGAACAAUGUGGCCCUGUUAUCUAAUACUUCUCCACCCACCGCUGCACCCGAUGCUCCAGGAGUCAUUGUGAAACACAAAUACGACAAGCCAUCGUUUCUACCUAUUAUACGAAGAGUCCUCGUCCUCGCCGUUGCAUUUGGUAUAUGUCUGUUCCUCGCUGCCACUUGGUUUGCACAGGGAGUAUCCUGGAUCUACGACUCCAACCUCAAUACAUGGCCUAUUAUCGACUGCCCUGGUUUCAUCAUCAAUACGAGGGAUUCCCAUGUGGAUGGCCCGAGGUGCUCCACUAGUAUUGCUUACGCCGACAGCCUAGCCCGAUAUAUAGCAAGUAUUGGCCUCUCGCCCUCCGACAGCCAUCCCUCACAGUAUAAGGGUAAAUGCAUUAUACCUGAUGACUUCGAGGACGAUAUUGUCUGCUAUAAUAGGAGGCCCUGUGAUCGCACUUGUUCUACCUUCCCGAUACCAGGUAGAUGCCCCGAUCCUGACACUCUACCUUAUGUUGAGACAGUGUCCAUAUACAAACAGGAUCUUUGUAUGGUUAUACUUGGUGAUAACCCUUUACCGAUGCCCUUGGUUAUACCUUGCAAAGAAGUCUCUAUUGGUUCCUACUGUGAUUCCUCCUUCAAAGUGACUCCAUCUAAUAUGACUGCCAUUAGAGGUCUCAUCCUCGGCGCAGCCGUUGUUCUAUUCAUAUGGUUCAUGGGCGAGCUUAUUCUGCGUAAUGUUGAUAUUACACUAAGCAAGGAACGUGCCGAAGGUAUGGCACGGCAAGCAGUGAUAUUGCCAGCUAAGAGGCAAGAGCUCCGAGGAAGGCUGGAGGAAAGUAAUGUAUCGAUAUGGGAAGUCCACACCUGGUUGGACCUCAUUAUCUUCAUCGAUGUUAUCUUGGAUACUGGCCUAUUCCUUGCUGCUGCUAUCACAGUCAAGUGGCCCCGUGCUCCAGUAUUCAGUCGUCAUCUACAGGGUGCAUUGGAGUCUGUAGCUAGGCAGACUGAAGAUAACAAUGAUGAUCAUGCUGCUGAGCUCGCGUCAGAAAACUCUGAGGAUAGUGGCUCGUUCUCUGGUAGCAGCACUAGUACUGAUACCCGCAGCCUUUCCUUUGUAUUGAAGCAAUCCCUCACGCAUGACUGUUGCCUCAUGAUAGCAUGUCAUGAAUCUACUAUGACUAGGGAACGAUAUGAGCUAUUCUCUGGAACUCUUAGGGCAGCACUCAUGGUAUUCCCACCGUCUCACAUAUUCGUGUGUGAUAAUGGUAACAGUCCCGAACCUGUCGAUGAUACACAGAUGGCUACUAUAGAGGCCCAUCCUGAUAUCAAUUAUAUUUAUGUGCCUGAGGGUAACAAGACAUUCGCCUUCUAUUGGUGUAAUAAGUUUUGGGUACCCUUCUUGGCGAGGCACUCUAAAGUGCCCAACUUCAAAUACGCUGUAAUCAUCGAUGAUGAUGUACCACUACCCGCUGAUUUACAUAUACCUCAUGAGCAUCUACGCAACCAUCCUGACAUCAAGGCUGUCCACUUCCCCAUCACUGCUACAGCUCCUGAUGGUAGAAGGAAUAUGCUAGUCAGGUGCCAGGACGUAGAGUACAAACUAGCUGCUGUGCAUAAGCUCUUCCAGUCAACUCUCUCACGAUGCUUAUCGUGUCAUGGUGCCAUUGCAUUAUGGGAGCGACGAGCCCUCGAGAUGAUAUUCUAUGAGCAUGAUACCGUCUUCCAUGGGGAAGAUAUGUAUAUGGGUUUAUGCUUACUCCAUCGCCGUGAUGAUUCUAAGAUCAUAUCCUGUGCACAGUCAGUGGUCCCAACAUACGCACCUGCUUCCUUCCCUAUGCUGUUCCGUCAGCGAGUGAAGAGUUGGGAGCUGACGAGUCAUAGGAAGACCUUCACUUAUAUAAAAGAAGUGCUCUCCCCGGCUUCAUUCUGUCAUGCGGCAUCAUUGAUCCUCAAGCCAUACUUCCUCCAGGAGGUCCUCACUAUCCUGCUUGAUUGGUUAAGAACCUUCCUGCUCACUGGUCUCCUCCUUCGUGACUGGAUUGGUCUCCUACUCAUGACAUCAGUUUUCACUUGUCUCCUGUGA
Messenger RNA from Perkinsus marinus ATCC 50983, 2085 nucleotides. RefSeq lists its product as hypothetical. The transcript is spliced from 21 exons. Bases 1 to 2085 code for a protein of 694 amino acids. The record is from RefSeq and is a predicted model, not a curated record. NCBI's taxonomy places the organism in Eukaryota, Perkinsozoa, Perkinsida, Perkinsidae.